AUGGAAUUCGGAAACGCAUACGAACGACGCUCGAGAUAUAAUAGGCAACUCCAACAAUGGAGUCCAGUAAAGGAAACGGCUGGGGCUCCAAGUGUACCCCCACAAGUCGGCUAUUGUUUUCAUUCUCCAAAGAAGCACCCUUGGAGACCUAUUAUGGGUUACGAGGAAAUUGAAGUCACCCCUAUGCCAUCUCAGCCGAUAACAAAUACAAUGGUGGAUCCGUGCUAUACUCCGGCGGGCAUGGCUGCAGAACCGCUGCGCUUCCCCAACCUGGUGACAGGGUUCGACCGAAGCCCUGAGCAUGCCGCCCGCGCCGCUCUCUACACGCGCUACACACAGUAUGAGUGGAACCAGAACAGCAUCAAGAACUACAACGAAUCUGAUGCCAAGAGGAACUUCUCCGAACGCGUGAGAAAUGAUAUCAUGAGGAUGCUAAGGGAAACUGAUGAAAUCGGAACACAAGGACAAAGGGACUCGGGUAGGAGGAUUGGUGAACGUAUUACCGAUACUACAUUUUGGAGGAAUGAGGUUUCAAUAGAAAUGGAGCGUUUAGUGUCGACGUGUGAGAAGCUGAAUGACACUCGCCGGCAGUUAGAGCGCGCUAUCGCGGGCAUUGAGGGUCCUCUACACAUCGUGCAAGAGUGCCUCUACCACAGGGAGAAGAGACAGGGUUUAGAACAGGUGCAUGAUGCAGUGGAGCAGUCGCUUCUCAAGGAAGUCGCUAUACUGCGCGAAUGUCAGGACAAAUUCCGCAAUAUGCUCGAAAAGGUGCGGGCACAAUCCAAGAACUGUCGUGCGACACAGCAUGAGUUGGAAACCGACAUGCGCAACAAGGAGUACGCGCUCGGCAUAGACUCCAUGUGCCACCAACUGAAUAACUUCUCCAAGGGUCUUCAAUUCUACGCGGGUAUCGAGCGCUACGACCCGACAGUGUGCGACACGGAGCGCUGGGCGGCCGCCUCCGCCGCCACGCUGCAGCGCAGCCAGUCUGAACGAGCCAAGGCGAUUCAAAUGCUUACUGACACUGAGAAUCUGAUCAACGUGUCAGCAACGGAGAUCUGGGACCAAUGGAGCAACUCCAACAGUGCGUUCACGCGCCGCAUCGCAGAGACAAUUGAAAUCAAGAACAAACUGCAAUUACAUCUGCAUAAGAUACAACAAGAGAUCUUUGACAUCGAGAAGACUCUAGAGUUGCUGAACAAGGCGAUCGAAGACAAGCUGCAGCCCAUGAAGGUGGCUCAUACACGUCUGCAGGCCAGGACUAAUAGACCGCAUCUUGAAAAGUGCAGAGAUGAAGCACAAAAUAGAUUGGUAAAAGAAGUAUGCGACCUGCAAGAGACGAUGGAGACUCUCCGCUCGAAGAUAGCUACAGCAGAAGGCACACAUCAGACUUUGUUGGGCGUCCGCGCAGGACUUGAAGCAGAGCUUCGUAAUAAGACGACGACGCUGUUCAUAGACCGUGACCAGUGCAUGGGGCUCCGCAGGGGAUACCCUGUCACCGCCGCCAUUAAGUCCUAG
This is a messenger RNA of Spodoptera littoralis (African cotton leafworm), 1518 nucleotides long. Lineage: Eukaryota; Metazoa; Arthropoda; Insecta; Lepidoptera; Noctuidae. The record is from the annotation of a GenBank genome assembly.